AUGUUUUUUCUAUAUUAUACCUAUCUAUCUACCCAUCUUUUCUGUAAAUUAUUAUAUCUAUCUAUCUAUCUUUUAUAUUAUCUAUCUAUCUAUCUAUCUAUCUAUCUAUCUAUCUAUCUAUCUAUCUAUCUAUCUAUCUAUCUAUCAUCUCAUUUUCUCCCUCAAUAUCUAUCUAUCUAUCUAUCUAUCUAUCUAUCUAUCUAUCUAUCUAUCUACUAUCUAUCUAUCUAUCUAUCUAUCUCAGUCUUUUCAUAUCUAUAUAUCUAUCUAUCUAUCUAUCUAUCUCAGUCAUUUUCAUAUCUAUAUACCUAUCUAUCUACCUAUCUAUUUCAGUAUUGUUCUAUCUAUCUGUCUUUUCAUAUCUAUCUAUAUAUCUAUCUAUAUCUAUCUAUCUAUCUAUCUAUCUAUCUAUCUAUCUAUCUCAUCUUUCAAUCUAUCUAUCUAUCUAUCUACAAAUCUAUUUCAUCUAUCUAUCUAUCUAUCUGUCUUUUCUAUCUAUCUAUCUAUCUAUCUAUCUAUCUUAGUUUGUUCAUAUCUAUCUCAGUCUUUUCAUCUAUCUAUCUAUCAUCUAUCUAUCUAUCUAUCUAUUAUAUCUAUCUAUCUAUCUAUCUAUCUAUCUAUAUACCUAUCUAUCUCAAUCACUAUCUAUCUAUCUAUCAUAUCUAUCUAUCUAUCUAUCUAUCUAUCUAUCUAUCUCAGUCUUUUCAUAUCUAUAUACCUAUCUAUCUACCUAUCUAUUUCAGUCUUGUUAUAUCUAUCUGUCUUUUCAUAUCUAUCUAUCUAUCUAUCUAUCUAUCUAUCUAUCUAUCUAUCUAUCUAUCUCAGUCUUUUCAUAUCUAUAUACCUAUCUAUCUACCUAUCUAUUUCAGUCUUGUUAUAUCUAUCUGUCUUUUCAUAUCUAUCUAUCUAUCUAUCUAUCUAUCUAUCUUAGUUUGUUCAUAUCUAUCUCAGUCUUUUCAUAUCUAUCUAUCUAUCUAUCUAUCUAUCUAUCUAUCUAUCUAUCUAUCUAUCUAUCUUAGUUUGUUCAUAUCUAUCUCAGUCUUUUCAUAUCUAUCUAUCUAUCUAUCUAUCUCAUCUUUUCAUAUCUAUCUAUCUAUCUAUCUAUCUAUAUCUAUCUUAGUUUGUUCAAAUCUGUCUAUCUCAGUCUUUUCAUAUCUAUCUAUCUAUCUAUCUAUCUAUCUAUCUAUCUAUCUAUCUAUCUAUCUAUCUAUCUAUCUAUUUCAGUCUUUUCAUAUCUAUAUCCCUAUCUACCUAUCUAUUUCAGUCUUUUUAUAUCUAUCUCAGUCUUUUCAUAUCUAUCUAUCUAUCUUAGUUUGUUCAUAUCUAUCUGUCUAUCUCAGUCUUUUUAUAUCUAUCUGUCUAUCUAUCUGUCUAUCUAUCUAUUAUCUAUUUCAUAUCUAUUUAUCUAUCUAUCUAUCUAUCUAUUUAGUCUUUUUUAUAUCUAUUUAUCUCUUUUUAUCUAUCUAUCUAUCUAUCUUUUAUCUAUCUAUCUAUCUAUCUAUCUAUCUAUCUAUCUAUUUCAUCUUUUAUAUCUCUUUCAUAUCUAUCUAUCUAUCUAUCUAUCUAUCUAAAUAUCUAUCUAUCUAUCUAUCUAUCUAUCUAUAUUAUUAUUUUCAUAUCUAUCUAUCUAUCUAUCUAUGA
Acanthosepion pharaonis is the source of this 1641-nucleotide messenger RNA. The record is from the annotation of a GenBank genome assembly. NCBI's taxonomy places the organism in Eukaryota, Metazoa, Mollusca, Cephalopoda, Sepiida, Sepiidae.